AUGAACUAUGUUGAACAUCUUUCCCAGGACGCCCCCACAGUGAUGAUCGAGUACUACUGCAUUGUAGCCUCGUCCGCACUGCUAUGGUUCGACCACAUGUUGACGUUCCCGAGCGAAUACGCUCGCAUAUGGCGACGGAAAUUCACGGGGGCUACGCUCGUAUUCCUUCUCAUGCGAUAUGCGGCAUUCAUCGAGCGGAUAUUUUUCGUGCUAGAAGUGCUCGUAUGGGGCGCAAACGACGAGGCGUACGAUCACUACCACGCACCUCUUAAAACUUAUCUCGCCAUUGCAGUUGCGACCGCAGCAAACAUCGCAUCCGUCGCCGCAGCCGCCUUUCUCAUCGUGUUGACCUGGGUCAAGACGUUCAGUAUUGUGAGCUACUCAUUUCGAGGGGGCUCCCGUACUCCAUUGGCAACUGUACUUCUGCAGGAUGGCACGCUUUACAUCUUGGUCAUUUUGGCCUUCCAAUUGCCCCCAUUGCUACCGACUGUUGUGCGUGUCUACUCCAUCCAAUCACUCAUCUGGCAGUGGCUGACAUGGCUUGGGGCCGGUAGCGGUAUUGCCAACUGGCCGUCGGCGUGGCUCUACUUCGGCGAGGUUUUUGUAGUAAUUGCGCAUUCGCGCUUCAUGCUCAGCCUGCGCGGGCUCUAUUUCGCCGAUGGCGGCGCUGGGGAGAGUGAGCUCACGCCGCACUGGUCUGGUAUCAACUUCCAUGGCAUCUCCUCCCGCAUCGUCGGCAACUUGGGCGCAACGCUCGAUCUAUCGCCAGGAUCAGGCCUUGGCGCAGUCCAUGGGGUGUCGCCCGGCGCGAUGUGGCAGGACGCAUCUGACCGCGAAUUCGAGUCAGGGUGGGCCGACGAGGUGCCGGAGUACUGCGAUGACCCGUUCUCCGCGGGCUUGAUGAACCUGAGAGUGGGGAUGCCCAACGUCGUUGAGAGGGUGGCGCAGGAAAGAACGGCAAAGCCUACCGCAUUCUGGCUGUACUCCUCUGAGGACUUGGGCGCGCUGCGUGGGGACAAGGGCGCUCAGAUCAGCUUCCCCGCACUUUUUGCGCCGAUGGGCGCGAACAGGAAGCGCCGAUUUCCAGACCGUCAUCUAGGUUCUCCGCUUCCAUCCGCGCUCAUGUAA
Molecule: messenger RNA, 1128 nt
Organism: Trametes versicolor FP-101664 SS1
Lineage: Eukaryota; Fungi; Basidiomycota; Agaricomycetes; Polyporales; Polyporaceae
Exons: 12
Coding region: 1-1128 (375 amino acids)
Source: RefSeq, a predicted model, not a curated record